ACGCCCCCCCACCACCCGCCCACCACCACCACCACCAUUUUACUCCUCCCUACUCAACCACCGUCAGCACCACCACCCCCACCGCCGCCUCCGCCCGCUACGCCAUCGUUUCUUUUCAUUCCUCUGUUUCCCCUGCACCAUCUUCACAAUGGUGCGUCGCCCCUUCCAAGUUCUUGAGCUCAGUUUACUCUCCGCCAAUGACCUCGCUUCCGUCUCCAAAACCAUGCGCACCUUCGCCGUCGCCUGGAUCAAUCCAAAUCGGAAACUUACGACGCGCGUCGAUCAAGUCGGUCUCACAAAUCCAACAUGGAAUGAGAAAUUCGUUUUUAAAGUCGACGACGAGUUGCUUGAAGAUCCAACCUCCACUGUUACGAUUGAGAUCUACUCCUCUGCUUUGCUUCGUGAUAUCCUUGUUGGUACUGUUACAGAAGUCGUUAGCAACCUCAUCCCACAAUCCUCCUCUAAAUCCAAUAUGAGAUUCCUCACGCUUCAGGUUCGCCGCCCGUCCGGCCGUCCCAAGGGCAUCGUGAAAGUUGGUGUGACGUUGUUGGAUAGCGCGAAGCGGAGCAUGCCGCUGGAGAGCGAUCUUGGUUCAUCGGCCGUCGAUUACGACUGGGACUUAACAGACAUCAAAGCACAGAAACAGAAUUUCCAAAGGAACGGAUACACGACCGUUUUGAAGCGAUCGCAUAGUGAGCGGUACGAUCCUGAUGGUUUUAGUGCCAAACCUGCCGGAUCGGUUUGUAAUGCGAGCUCGGUAAUGGGCGGCCGCGAGUCUGUUCGGAGCAGAUCGGAGCUCGGAACAACGAAGAAAAUUGUAAACGCGAAUGGCUCACUCUGCUCUGACGUCGGGCCAUCGCCGUCAGUCGUGGCAGCGGCGAUAGCGAAGGGGUUGUAUCCGGCGCCGGACGACGUUGGGAGUUCCAUUUUGGAGGAUUGGACGGAGAAAGACAGUAUUGAAGGGCUAAAAACGAAGAUCGAAAGAUGGAGAACGGAGUUACAUCCAGUGUACGAUAAUGAAUUAAAGAAAUUGGUAUCAAGAAGUUACAGAAAGAAAUCGGUGAGGAAGCAGCGGCGGAAAAAGGGAUCCGGGCUGUUCUCGUGCUUCGGAACCGCGUAUGGCUGCGAAUUCUCGAUCACUUGCGGCGGACCUAACCAGAAGAAGAAAUCUGGGAAUGGGAAAGGGCAUAUGACGCCAUCGGAGAUCACAUUCGACGAAUCGUACGUCUAAUCGGAGAAAAAAGAACGGCAGAGAGAGGAGCGAGAUAGAAGAGAGAGAAGGAGAGAGAGACGCUCGGAGAAAAGCUGAAACCGCACUGAGGAAGUGGAAGACCGCCAUGGAUGGAUGGUUGGUCUCUUCAGAAUCGUGUGGAGAGGGAGAGAGGUUUUUUUUAGGGUUUUUCCUCUUCGCUCCAAUUAUUCCCUUUCUUUUUUCACUCAUAUUUUCCUUUUUUUAUUUUCCUUUAUUAUUCUUUUUUUAUUUUUUUUAAUUAAUUGAUGAUGUAUAUGGAAAGAGUCAUGUGUUGAUUCUUCGAAAUGAUGUUAUUUUUUGUUGAGCGAUCAUGGCUUAUAACUGGAUGGGGGUGGCAAGUCGUGGAUGUGAUAUUCGAUGUAUAAUAUGGAAGAGAUAAAUAAUA
Molecule: messenger RNA, 1637 nt
Organism: Benincasa hispida (wax gourd)
Lineage: Eukaryota; Viridiplantae; Streptophyta; Magnoliopsida; Cucurbitales; Cucurbitaceae
Biological process (GO): defense response
Source: RefSeq, a predicted model, not a curated record